Psammomys obesus (fat sand rat) is the source of this 1011-nucleotide messenger RNA. RefSeq names its product zinc finger DHHC-type palmitoyltransferase 19 (gene Zdhhc19). Gene Ontology annotation, molecular function: protein-cysteine S-palmitoyltransferase activity. Gene Ontology annotation, cellular component: endoplasmic reticulum; Golgi apparatus. The record is from RefSeq and is a predicted model, not a curated record. The transcript is spliced from 8 exons. NCBI's taxonomy places the organism in Eukaryota, Metazoa, Chordata, Mammalia, Rodentia, Muridae. Bases 49 to 1011 code for a protein of 320 amino acids. Gene Ontology annotation, biological process: protein targeting to membrane; peptidyl-L-cysteine S-palmitoylation.
GACUGCCUGAGCAAUAAGCCCCAGGAUCCUCUUGUGGCUUCUAAAGCUAUGCCUUUCUUGAAGGAUGCUGUGACACUUGUGAAGGAACCGCAGAAGCUGCCUGUGGCCCCGCUCUCAUGGUUCCCGCCAAGCCUGUUCGCUGCCUUCAACGUCACACUGCUGGUCUUUCUGAGCGGGCUUUUCUUCGGGUUCCCUUGUAGGUGGCUGGUUCAGAACGGAGAAUGGGCCUUUGCCAUGGUCACAGGCCCACUCUUCACCCUCACCUUCUGCAGUCUGGUGUGGCUCAACUUCUCAGACCCUGGUAUCUUACAUCGAGGCUCCACUGAUGAAGACCCCAUGACGGUGCACGUGGUGUGUGUGAACCAGCGGGCUUUCCGCCUGGAGUGGUGUGCCAAGUGCUGCUUCCAUCGCCCGCCUCGGACCUACCACUGCCCCUGGUGUAACAUUUGUGUGGAGGACUUCGACCACCAUUGCAAAUGGGUCAAUAAUUGCAUUGGCCACCGCAACUUCCGCCUCUUCAUGCUGCUGGUCCUGUCCCUCUGCCUCUACUCAGGAGCCCUGUUGGUCUCCUGCCUGAUGUUCCUAAUUCGCGCAAGCCAUCUGCCUUUCUCCGUGGACAAGGCAAUGGCCAUCCUGGUGGCUGUGCCCGCUGCGGGCUUCCUGAUUCCUCUCUUCCUGCUGCUGCUGAUCCAGGUCAUAUCUGUGAGCUCAGCGGAGCGCUCCUUCGAAAGCAAGUGCAGGUACCAUCAGGGGUACAAUCCCUUCGACCAGGGCUUCCCCAAGAACUGGUAUCUCACAAUGUGUGCACCGCUGGGCCCCAAGUACAUGUCUGAAGUUGUCUGUCUGCAGCGACCAGUGGGGACAGAAUGGAUCCGUGAGAAUCGGCCACCCUCACCGCCGCGUUCUCCCGAACACCGUACCCCAGGUCCCCCCAACCCCCAGCCCCAACCUCCGCACACGGGAGGGAAGGGCCCCCCAGGCAGCGGUGAAGCUGCGUUCUCCAGGAGGUGA